This is a messenger RNA of Coffea arabica (coffee), 1292 nucleotides long. NCBI's taxonomy places the organism in Eukaryota, Viridiplantae, Streptophyta, Magnoliopsida, Gentianales, Rubiaceae. The record is from RefSeq and is a predicted model, not a curated record.
AUGUGCACAGGGGUACUUGCGUUCUGAAACAAUUUAGGUAACAUCUUAGAUAGCAGGGGAUAGAUUAUUCUUCCCAUCGCUUGAAUCAUCAGAUCAGAUUAGAAUCAUUAGCGAAGCAAUGAAAAUGGUCUAAGAUGCAAUUACGACUAAGAUGGAAGAGGUGAAACAGGGGAAACAGGGGAUAGGCAAAAGGUCAAUAACCAUUGCCCAAACAGGAAUUCCCCUCUAGUAAACCUUACGGGACUGACUAAUCCCAGCAUUACAUCAGUAUGACUAUCAUGAAACCUGAAAUCUUCAAUGUCCGAGUACAUGAUCUCGACUGUCCACAAAUGAAAUUGUAAACCAAGAAUUCCAGCCGCGCGACCUGUUUAAGAGAUCUCGACUGCUUCAGUUUCGAUCAGCAUUCACUGUCCUCACCCCAAAAGCAACAAUGGAAGCCUCAGUCCGGAUACUAUUCAAUUCCUCCGCUCGCCAUCUUCCCAGCUCCCUUUUCCCUCUCCAAAAGCCGCUCCCUCUAAAGCCCUUUUCCACACUGUUUCCCUCUCCUCCUCCUUACUGUCGUCAUCAUCAUCAUCGCCCAAUUCCAACUCGCCACUCCAUUAUUUUCUCAAACGCCCACAUUCCCCACCACCCCUCAACAACCCCAUUUGGCUUUUCCCAUUCCCUCAAUUCGCCACAGUUUCUCCUCAGCUCAUUCUUCUCCACCUCAACCUUCUUCCGCAUUUUCUCUGACCAAAAAGCUAAAUCUUUCCACUGGAAUUACGCUCCUGAUGGAAUUCACCCAAGAGAAAAUGGGGUCAUCGGGGAUAAAGGGCCAAUCUUUGCUGCAGUUUUGUUGGGAUGGCUUGGGUCGAAGCCAAAGCAUCUGAGGAGGUACGUGGAGUUGUAUAAUUCGAGUGGUAUUCAUGCUGUUACCUUUGUUGCUUCUGUAAAAGAUGUGCUUUCGUUUGAUUUGGGGAAGAAUUUAGAAGAACGGAUUUCUGGGUUGGCAGUUGAGCUGGCUUCUUGGCUGGCUCAAUCAGAAAAAGAUGGUCGUGAAAGAUUCUUGAUUUUUCAUACCUUCAGCAACACUGGUUGGCUUGCGUAGGUUGAGUCUUUCUUUUUUGCAGACAUUUUUGCAGCCCUUAAUUCAUGACAACUUUUGCAGACCGUCUUUAAUCUCUAGAAAGUGGACGGCUGAACAAGAUGAAAUCUUGACCGAAUACAUGAUCUGAAACCUGAAGAAUAAUGGGAAGAGCCCCUUGCUGUGAGAAAGUGGGUAUAAAGAGAGGGAGGUGGACGGCUGAAGAAGA